AUGAGUGGGCAGCUGGGUGUGGUCUUGAGUCUUGAAUCUUGAGUUAGAUAAUCCCUUCAAAGCGAAAUGCCGCUUUCCUAGGGUGUAUGGUGAAAACUUGGUGGCUUCUACAGGCACUUCAGGGUUGAUAUGUGGCAGCCCAGUGAACAUGAACAUCCUCGCUGACUGUAACCACCACCUCUCCUCACACAUGCAGAAAGAAACACACAGAGUCAUGUACACUCACACCCACAAUUCUUACACACACACACACACAAAGGGACACCAGAUACUGAGUAAAGGAAGCACCUUCAUGUCUUGAAUUGCUGAGAAGAGGAUGAUGAUGUACAGGUCACAUCAUCCAACCACUGCCAGCCUGCGUCGGGAGGUGCGGCUGCGGCGAUACAGACAGCUGCUGCUCCUCAAUGCCAAGCUGGCAGACCCCACCAACCCCCUCACUAAGUACACCGAACACCACUUCCAGGAGAUGUACAGGUGGAGUGGCUGGUGCUUCUCUCUGUCAGUCCUCCUUUCAACUCUCCAAGGAAUCUUUCCAUGAGCUGCUCUCAAUCAUCGAGGGUGACCUUGACCGCCUGGAUAAUCGUGGCCGCCCCCUCCCUGCCUCCUACCAGCUGCUGCUUGCUCUGCAUUUUUACUGCACAGGUUCAUACCAGAAGGAAGUAGGGGAGCAGCAUGGCCUGGAGGUGAGUCAGCCCACUGUGUGCCGCACCAUUCACCGUGUCUCAGAGGCAUUGGCUCAGCGCUACAGCCAGUUUGUGGUGUUCCCCUCAACCACUCAGGCUUCAGAGAUACAUGAGAGAUUCUACAAGGUGGCACGGUUUCCAAAUGUCAUCGGUGCUAUUGACUGCAUUCACAUGAAGAUCUCAAACCCAGGGGGCACCAUGGCUGAGCAGUGUCGCAACAGUAAGGGCUGGUACUCUAUCAACUGCCAGGUGGUGGUGGGGCCUGACAUGCGCAUCCUCACUGCCAUAGUACGUUGGGGUGGCAGUGUUCCUGACUGGCUGAUAUAUGAUAACUCCAGGCUGCGUAGGGUCCUUGAACAUGGUGAAUAUGGGCACCUGGUAGGGGAUGCAGCAUACCAGUGCCAACGGUACCUCCUGACACCAUUGCCUUGCCCAUCCACGCCUGCAGAGAGGAGCUACAACCGUGCCCACUCCUCCACACGACGCAGGGCAAGGCGGGCAUUUGGCAUGAUCCGCCGUCGCUUCCAGUGCACGGCCAGGGAACUCCGCUCCAACCCCAAGACGUCGUGUGCCGUCAUACUGAGCUGCUUUGCUCUCCAUAACUUCAUACUUCAGCGUCAAGGCCCUCAGGAGGAUGCUGAGGCUCUUUACGCCCCUGACGAUGGCCCCCAGGAUAGGUUCUCUGGGGAAUGUGACCCUGAGGGCGAGUCAUACCGCCAGCACAUCAUUCACGAGUGGUUCAGCUCUGACGCACCAGAGGAGGAGAGAAGUGGGAGAGAGUAAGGCAAGAUAUGAAUAUCUUCCCUGAGGGACAUUCUGGGCUGGGCUGUAAGUACCCCCACAAGGGAAGAACAUGGCUUGGGAAAACUUACAGAAACUAAAAACUCCAGCGAUAUGCAGAUUCAUGCAUGCAUGACCACAUACCAUUCCCUCUCAUCUCUUGACCAUCUUGCUGACCCAGCUGGGUCGGAUCACUCUUUGCCAUGGAACCAAUUAGUCAAGUUACUUGUUGUUUCUAUGUCUCGUUUGCCCACUUUCUUACCCAGCAGUUUUCCCCUUCACCCCUCAUGGCCUGUGAGACUUGCUACGGACUUGUGUGGGAUGAUGCAUGCAGUGGGCGGGGGGAGGGGAAAGGUUAAUCGGUACACCUGGCUUUCCCUCUCCCCCCAUUCCCCCCCUCUCUCCACCUUUUGUUUCACCUUGUUCUCCAGUGUGGGCAUAGUUAUGGUGUUGGUGGAGCCAUGUGGUUCUGAUGGGGGGCCUGGGGAGAGGGUGGUGGAGCCUCCAUGCUUGUUCCCCCUCUCUCUCCUUCUCACAGUCUUCUCGUUGCCUUACCCUUUCUCCCUUGUAGUGGGCUGUUGCCUCAGGUAAGGGGGGAUUUGGGAUCUCCCCAUCUUCUUUGGGAAGCCACGUGUGUCUGGCAUAGGUCAGGACCAGCCAGAUAUGGGUGGCAUUAGCUGGAUCUCCUGGCUCUUCCCACUCUCCUCCCUUGUUCCUUCCUCCUUCUUUUCCACCUUGCCCAGCAUCCCUGGACAAGCUGGGCAUUUUGUAAGUGUCUCUUUCAUGCUUGGACUUCCUUUGUAUAAUAAGGUAAGUGUAUGUGGGUCGAGCAAGGCAGGAUAGGGACAAGUACAGGGGGUAGAGGCUUUGGCUUUUCCCUUCCCCCUCUAUUUCUGUCCUACCUCUCUCAGCUCUGUUUUUCCCCUUCCCUGCACCCUCUUCAUGUGUAAAUAGGUACGGGAUGUAACUCGAGGGGUUGUGGCCUCACUGUCCCGGUGUGUGGAGUGUGUUGUGGUCUCAGUCCUACCCGAAGAUCUGUCUAUGAGCUCUGAGCUCACUCCGUAAUGGGGAAGACUGGCUGGGUGACCAGCAGGCGACCGUGGUGGUGGUCUGUUUGGAUGUGCUUUGUGUCCCUCAGGGUUCUUCAUGGUAGGGCAGGGAGGCGGACAUGUUCUCUGUGCUGCCUUUAGGCAACUGAGGUGGGUGCAGGGGGGUCAUCUCAGGUAUCAGCCAUCCCCACCCUCCUCUCUAUCAUUCUCUCCCAACUUUGUGGCUUGCCAGGAUAGGGGAGCAGAGAAAGGAGGUUGUACAUUGUGACCCCUUUUUCUCUGUUUCAGACAAAGCAUGUGUGUGCAAGACCUGGCUGUUCCAUCAGGAUUUAACCUAAUAGUUACAGCCUUUGCUUGCCCACAACCGUAGCAUCUCCUAAGCCAGCUUCAAUCCCCUUGUUUGUCCUGUCUGUCGUUUGUGAGUGGCUGAGGUCCAGAUGGCCCCACCAGGACUGCAUCCCAAGCUUCCUGCACAGGGGUUGGCAGAAGGCAAGGAAACUGAAGUCUGGGCAGAUAAGCUCUGCUGUAGGCGGGCGGUGCUGAGCUAGGCCUCACCCGCUCCCAGGAUUUGCCUUCCGGCAUCCCUGAGUUGUCUGAGGGUGAGCACCCCAGGCCUCUUGGGAGACACUGUUCGUUGGAUGGUUUGAAGGGUGAUCCUCCUGGAGGAAGCCCCUCUCAACAGCCCUACACCUUUGAUCUCCCUGGGCCUGCAGACGUGACCCAGCGGCUGAGGCACACGUCUUCCUCUGCUUUAUCUUCAUCCACCAGCUCAUCCCCAUCCUUUUGUGCCCCCUCUCCUCACUGUAAAGCAACAGUGACAGGCAAAUGAGUUCAGGGGUCACUAGAUGCCCAGUAGCGGCCCCUCUCCAAUCCCUAUUAAGUUCUCUCGAUUCGGCCCUAUCUCACUUCCCAGCCAUACCCCUCGCCUCCAUCUCUAAUGUAUCAGCAGUCACCAUGAUGAGGACCUGAUUGAGGAUGCUUGCCAAGGGCUUCAAGAAUUUUCUCUGGGAGAACUGAGAUAAAUGAUUGUCUCUUCAUGGAGUUUAAAACCCCCUGCUAGGCAGCAGGUGGGUCUGCUAGGUGAGCAGGUGCAGGGCACAGGGUGUGUCAUGCUUCUGCAUACUGUGCCUUAGGUUUAGCGUCCUCCCAGCCAGCCCCUUCUGAUUUUUUCUGUUAUUACAGGGACACUUUGAUGUCAGCAGCCCUGCCCCCAGCUGUAAGGGCUUUACCAAAGGCUCAGUUGUCGUCCUGACAGUCCACUGUGCAGUCCACACCGGAGUUAGCCCCGUGAGGCACAGUGAAGGCAGCGCCCCUGUCCUGCAGUCUGUUCAACCAGGAACUGACUGAUCAAGUCUUAUCAUCUAUCCUGGCUAUCAUCAAUAUCCAACCUCCUUCCCUAUCAAGAUAUAAAGUCCCAGCCCCAUCCUCAUUCCCGCUGCGACAGCGGACCUACUGCCCACCAUCCACAAGGAGGAAUGACCAGCACCAGCUAGUACAUUGUCCCAGCCCUUUUGGUACCAGCAGACACACAGCACCUCGCAGCCUUGGAGCCUCAGCGGGCUCCUACCCAGCCCCGGCGGCAUCAUGCCCUGCCACUUCGAAGCCCAAGGGCUUCUAAGGGUCCUCAGGCAGGGGUGUCUACUGGGCUGGCAUAUCGCGUUGCCAGCGUACAGAUAGGCUGCCAGGGUCAUUGGCCAUGGCCUCAGAUUUUCUCCUCUGGUGAGCCUCUGUCCCCCUUUUGUCUGGGUGGUUUUCUGGCACCAGUCUGUCAAGUAGUUUAGCUCCUCCUCCUGUAGCCAGUCUGAUUCCUUGUUUUCUUUUCCUACAACCGCUUUGUCAUCCGCCUGCUUCCUCCAGGGUGUUGCUGUCAGUGGUCCCACUUCAAAGAGUUUGUUGAAAGGGGAGUGGUGGAAAGAGUGGCAGGGCAGGUCCUCCUGUUCAUCUCUUUACCAUACCAAAGGAAGACCCAGGUUAAUCAAGGCUGGUUUUGGACCUUAGCACACCAAACAAGUUCUUGAAGCUCCUAUUAAGAUUCAAGAUGGUGUUAGCGAUCCAGUUUUGGUCACCACCCCUGGAGAGAGAUUAGUUAGCAUCCCUGGACCUCCAUGAUGCAUAUUGGCAUGUCCCUAUCCACCACCAGUUUCCCUCAUUUUUGGCAUUCCAUGUGGGGAAAGAGACAUACCAAUUUACUAGACUCCAAUUUGAUCUCUCGCUUGCCCCAAGGGUCUUCACAAAGCUAGAAAGUGUGGUUGGGGACGCCUAGCGAAGGCAGGUGUCUCCAGUCUCAUGUACCUAUAUGACUAGUUGAUACGUUUAUCCACCAGGAAGUGUGUAUCACAGAGCAUGUGGGUGAUGUUAAAGGUAUUAGCAGAAAUGGGGUUCAGGGUAAACUUGGGCAAGUCUGCUCUCACUCCCACACAAAAGAUUUGUUGGCUCAGGACUGAGUGGGACAUGGUCAGGGCCUGCCUGGCACUGGCUCCAGACAAUGCCUUUAGGAUGCUCCACUGCAUCAAAAGGGCUUACUCUUCCUGUACUUUCUCUCGAUGUCAUUGGGACAGCCUGCUAGGUUUCCUCAACUUUCUGGCUCCAACACUUCCACUGGCCUACUAGAAGCCCUGUGCCCUGGUUCUUCACUGCCUGCUGCAACCCUGGCUCCAGUCAGGGGCCCUCCACCAGUCAUUACUGUGGUCUCAACCCCUUUCCCUUAUAACAGUGGCAACAGAUGCCUUGGAAAUAGGGUGGGGCUUCCAGUCCAGCUGGAGUCAUCAAGCUUAUGGGGUUUGGUCAGAGGAGGAGAGGCCAUUCCACAUCAAACUUUGGGAGCUGUCGGUAGUCAGAGUGGCUCAAGAUCUAUGGAUUAAGCAUCCACUUUGACAUGGACAAUUUGGCAGCCAUACACUACUUGCAGAAGCAGGGGACAGCACGUUCAGACCCACUUCUGGCCAUGUUAGAAGAUGUCUUCGAUUAGGCAGCACACAGGUCCCUUUCCCUCUCAGAAAACAACUGGACAGACAUACUCUCCAGGUUCUGGGGAGUGACAGCUGUCCCCACGGGUGUCCCACUCGCACACUCUGUUACGGUACCGCAGCAAUCAACCCAUUUGCCUCCCUGGACACAACUCGGCUGCCCCUCUACCUCAAGUACUGUCAGAGGAUGCUCACAGGGGGACCAGAUACCUUCACAGACGACUGGAACUGAUGGGAGUACAUGGACAUUUUUCUACCUACCGUGACUCUAGUGUCAUCCAUGGACAUUUUUCUACCUACCGUGACUCUAGUGUCAUCCUGAAGGUGAUAAGGGCCCUCAGGUCCUUCAAGGGUCAGGUCCUCCUGAUAAUGCCUUACUGGCAAGCCCAACCAUGGUUUGGGAAGCUAGUGAGGAGGUGCCCCCUCCCCCACUCCUCCUAGGCUUAACUUGCCUAGCAAGCAACCUAGCUACACUGUUCCAACUACACACUUGGAGUUUCUGUGGUGAGCUUUUGGCCAACGCUUCUCUCCAGGUACAGUAGCCAAAAUGCUGAGAGCCCAUCGCCCCUCCUUUGUGUGACAAUAUGAGUCCUGCUGGUGAUGGUUCCAGGACUACUUAUGGAAGCACACCCUGGAAGCCAUAUCAUCGGCCAACACGGUUCUGGACUUCUGUUGGACACUUUAAUCCUCUCCAGGGGUGAACUAGGUUGCUGAUCUAACUGGUGCAGAGAAACUCAGAGACUGGUGAAUCUGCAGUGCUGAUGAAUUGCCCCAUCACAAGUCUGUUGAGGAAAGAGACAAGAAUACUAGUUAAUUAUUGUUAGUUAAGGGGUAGUUUACGCUAAAAUACAUGCAUUUUCAUCACAAAGUGUUUUUGAAAUUCCUGCAUCAAAAAAUCAACCAACACUUUGGCAACAUCCAGGUAGAAAAAGUUUUGUCUUCUCAUUAAUUUAAAGGGCUCUACGCAGUAUUUAAAGACCCUGCUGUCAGCCCCGCACAUGUUUAAAGGUCCACUGCGAAGGAAAGGAAGGGUGUAUAAAUGUCAUCAUUUUUCUAUAUUUUUCUAUAUUUUUUAUUUUUUUAUCUGGUGAGAUAUGGCAUCUUAUAGUCUCACUAUGAGGGAGCUUGUGACACAGCCUAGCACAGAGACAAAGACAGUGACUGACGAGACUCGAGAGGACGAAGAUAUACAACGCCUUGUUCCAUCACACGCUUCCUUUCCUUGGAUUUUGAGCAUUUCUUGGUUUGUUCAUCAUGCCAAGACUUUUUGUCUUACAUAAGAAGAAGAGAGGCCAUGCUGAAGGCAAGAGCUUCCCGUAAAAGGGAAAAAAGACAAGGCAUCAGAGAGUGGCAACACCAAUGAUCUCACGCCACCCUCACAGCUCGCGGCAUGUGCUGCCUCCCCUUCCCGCCAGCCCCCUGUUUCAAGUGCAGAGAAGAGAAAGAAAUUAUCCUGUAGCAUAGAAACACCCAAGGAGGUAUUGGUGAACAUUAUAAUUACCAAGAAAAAUCUUGCGAAACUGUGUGAUAGUGUGGUGUGCCAGUGGUGCUUUGAACCUAAAUUAGAAUGCAAAUUUGUACUUUCCUGAAAGUUAUUUGUUCAAAGUGCCACAAAGUUGCAGAACACUACCCCUGACAUUGAAAAGUUAGAGGGUAAGCGUUAUUAUCCAGUAACACCAAUGAUGGUGUACUUUGUUAUGAUGUUAGAGUUGGAUAUAGUGGUGUGGAAACUCUAUGGAAUGUUCAGCUUACAUUUCACAUAUAGCAAGUACUUACACUAUUACAAACAUGUAACAAAUAAGGCUAUCAAGCAUGCCACUGAUCUUUUUCGUGUGAAUGUUCGACUUUUAUGCUGAAAAACUGAAUAGGAUGCCAGAUGAGAGUGGCAUGCUGGACGCUGAUGUCAGUUUUGACAGCAUGUGGCCACACAUCACUAGUUGGUGCUGCUGCUGUUAUUGAUAUGCACACGAGUCUUAUAGUUUUGUAUGUAAGCAACAUGAAACUGCUCUCACUAAGAAGAUGAUCACCCAGGAGGAAUACAAUGAGUGGCAAGUGAAUCACGUGGAAUAGUGUAAUGUAAACUAUGAGGGCACGUCAGGCAGCAUGGAGUCUGCUGCUGCUCUACAAAUGUGGGGUAGGUCCCUACAACACAAUAUGCGUUACGUACACUUUGUCAGUGAUGGUGACAGCAGUGCUUUCAAAGCAGUAAAGGAAAGUAACAAUGGUUGACAGCAGUGCUUUCAAAGCAGUAAAGGAAAGUAACAAUGGUGAAGGCCCCUAUGGGAAAGAACAAGUAAUAGAAAAAUGGGACUGUACUAAUCAUGUUGCAAAAGGACUUGGCACAGGGCUUAGAAAUUUACGUAAGACACUUACAUAGAAGUUGACAAAGAUGGAAGCAGGAAGAGGUCAGUCUUGGUAGGAAAGAACAAGCUUGCUGACAAAGCAAUUGAUUGGCUGCAAUACUAUUUCAAGCAGUCGAUCAAGAGAAAGGUGAACACCACUGAGAAGGCCAUGAGGGAUCAAAUCAUGUUCUCCUUUUAUCACUGCAGCUCCUCAGAUGACAAACACAACCAUGAACUCUGCCCUAAAGGCAAAGAUUCGUGGUGUUUCUACCAAGCUGCAUUAGCAAAGGGAGAAACGCCACCUAGUCAUUCUGAGAUGAAGUUUUUUUCUCCUUCCUACCUGAGCAGCUGGAACUAGUGAAGGAGGUUUAUACUCGUCUCACUACGGAUGAAAUAAUGAAGAGAUGCCUUCAGGGACUUACCCAAAAUCCUAACGAGUCCCUUCACAGUCGUAUCUGGAUGCAUUGCCCUAAGCACAUCAGUGCAGUCAAGAGGAAACUCGACUUUGUGACAGUGGUAGCGACGAUGGAAUAUAAUAAUGGUUACGUCGCAAGUAAUUUACAUGUAAGCUUGGGUCUACCCUAUUCUUCCAUCCUUGCCAAGGCUCUCAGAGAAAAGGACAAAAUGAUGAACAGGCCCUUAGCUAAGAAGAUGAGAAACAAGUGGCUGCAACGAGAACUCUUCUACACAUAGGGGAGUUUCUGACGCGAGGAUGGAGUGCCACAGCGCGGAAUCUUUCAUCACGUUUUCCUCGAAAGUAUCACCAUCAUCUUUGGAGUGAAAGAUACCAACACGGAUGUACAUUUACAAUAAAAUUUUCAUGAGAAUUAGAUGGGUUGGCUAUCACACAAAUGGCUUGCCGACGGCGAGCCGUUUAACUGCGUUCGUCCCCCAAAAUAUCAUUCGUUCCCUGGGUCGAUAUGUUGACAAAUUUUUUGGUCUCCCGAAUUGUUCGUCCUUAGAGACGGUUCAUCAAGCGAGGUUUUACUGUAUAACAUUCCUUAAUUUUGCAAUGUGUCAUCGAUAUAGUACCAUGACUACAGCACAAGGAAGAGAUGAAGAUGUCAAUUAUGACACAGAUAAUUCAGGCAUCCAACCACCCUCAAAUAAACAAAAUCAAGCUUACUUACAAACAAAAGUUUAAUAAUGAAUAAUUCCAACUUCUUUGGUUCAAAUGUUGGCUAAAGGCAUCUCAUGGAGAUUCAAAAUCCACUUACUCAGUUUGUUGCUCAGUUUGUUCUGCAUGAGUAACUUGUUUAACAUCAGGUAUUGAGAGACAUGGAAAAAAAUGCUAAGCAAACAGCAAAAAUCAAAAGUGCUAAGUCUCAAGGGAGUGUCAGCAAUUGUUUUGUUUCAAAUCAACAACCUAUAGCCCAUAAGAUGUUAACUGAAAGUAGAAUCUCGAGUUUUCUUCCUGAGAAUAAUGUACCAUUUUCUUUAUCAAAGCCGUGACUUGAUAUCUUUAAAGCUACAUGUCCUAGUUCAGUGGGGAGACAAGCAUUAAAGGAAUUGAAAAUGUAAAGCAAAGCACAGGGCAGGACAUGGAAAUAAAAUUUCUAAAUCUUUGGUUGAAACUCUGAAGACAACUUUGUUCAGUAUUAUACCAGAUGAAACUAUUCUGGUAGCUCUCAUGGAAUGGAGGUUGCUGAGGCAGUUAUUUUGCAGAAGCCUCGAAAAGAAAUUGAAACACCACAUUUAUCUUAGAUGGUGACAGCUUGGCUUAUGAUGCAGUAUUGAAAAUCAACAACUGUGAUGGGCUAUAUUGUGGUGUUGGGAUAGCCAAAGGUGAAUGCAUGAAUCACAUGUCAAAAAGACUUAGUUUUAAUGAUAUCUUAGUGAAUCUUUUUUUAGUUUUAAGCAUAUUUGCUGCAUUUAUCUUUAAAAUUUGGCAAAAUAAAAAUAAAGUUUAUCGUAAA
Portunus trituberculatus (swimming crab) is the source of this 9736-nucleotide messenger RNA. RefSeq names its product putative nuclease HARBI1. Lineage: Eukaryota; Metazoa; Arthropoda; Malacostraca; Decapoda; Portunidae. The transcript is spliced from 9 exons. The record is from RefSeq and is a predicted model, not a curated record. The coding region runs from base 405 to 1466 and encodes 353 amino acids.